This is a messenger RNA of Filobasidium floriforme, 1164 nucleotides long. Its product is annotated as SGNH hydrolase-type esterase domain-containing protein. NCBI's taxonomy places the organism in Eukaryota, Fungi, Basidiomycota, Tremellomycetes, Filobasidiales, Filobasidiaceae. Gene Ontology annotation, molecular function: hydrolase activity, acting on ester bonds. The record is from RefSeq and is a predicted model, not a curated record. The coding region runs from base 206 to 991 and encodes 261 amino acids. The transcript has a single exon.
AUCCGAGUGGACGUUGUAGUGGACGCACACCGAUACUGCAGAUCUCUGUUCCUUGCAAAUCUCAAAUAUGAGAGGAUCACAAACUUGGUCGUGGUUCUACUCGGCCGCUGGCACGCCCGACAAAGCCAGCAACGAAAUACCACUUGUCGAAGCCUAGGUCAUUCUCAUAACGCACGAUCCCCCAACUCCAAGCUAGCUCCUAGCCAUGCACCUCGUCUCUCUAGGCUCAUCAUUCGCUGCCGGUCCAGGCCUCGCUCCGAUAACGAACACCUCUGCCAAACGAUCCUCGAUCAACUAUCCCUCUCUCCUGGCCAAGAGCCUGGGUGCGCGUCAUACGGACCUUUCGGUAUCUGGGGCUACCUUGCUCAACCUGUCGAGUACCCGGCAAAAAGUCUUUCUAGGGGAAGAGUUUCUACCGCAGGUAGAGGGGGUUCCGGAGGAUGCCGAUGUGGUGACUAUCACGGGUGGGGGGAACGAUCUCGGGUACAUAGGGAAGGUGAUGAUGGCCAACGCAUCGUCUAUCACCAAACUGCUUGGUCCCGUCAUCGCUUGGGCCAUGGGGCAUGAUCUCUCUGCACCGCCCCCAGAUGAAGCGGAGAUGGUCAGGCGGUUCCAAGCGGUGUACGACGAGAUCCACGCUCGAGCCCCUCAAGCACAGAUCUUACUGGUCGGGUAUCCAGCCCUGUUCGGAGGGCUCGCAGAUGAGACCAAUACGCCGUACACUUCCUCCCAGAUCGAAUCUUUCAGAGGGAUCGCGGCGGUACUGGAGAAGGCUUCGGUGGAGUCGGUACGAGACAGACCGCGAGUACAUUACGUCUCCCUGGCAAAGGUCAGCGAAACGCAUGGGAUGGAAUCGGACGACCCUUGGGUUAGCGGGCCCGAGUUCUCGUUGUUUGGAGGAGGACCUGCUCCGCUCCAUCCGACGGCCAGGGGCAUGCAGGAGAUCGCUAGGCACGUCGAGGAGAAGAUGAAGCAGCUCGGGAUCGUAUGAUCGCCUACGCCGGGUCGCAGACAUGUAUGAGCCAAGCUUCUCAGCUUGGAAGUCGAGGUGAAGAUGGAUGCGUAGGCCCGUUGCACGUGCAGGGCAUAGUAGCGAUGUUAGAGGUGAUCGAGAAGCCCUAUGUCGACUUGUUGACGAGGCAGAUGAAGGAAAAGACAGUCAUA